AUGUUAGAUAUUAUCGUUGCUAACCAUGGAAAUAAAAGUAUAGGUGUACUUCUAGGUCAAGGCAAUGGAACUUUUAUAGGUCAAACGACAUAUUAUUUUGGUAGUGCUUCUCCAUAUUCUAUUGGCAUCGGUGAUUUCAACAAUGACGAUCAAAUGGAUUUAGUUGUAACGAAUAAUGGCACUGACAAUAUAGCUCUACUUGUUGGUUAUGGCAACGGUACCUUUGCAAGUCCAAAUAUGUAUUCAACUGGAUCUUCUUCGUCUAUCUCUCAUGCUAUAGGUGAUUUAAACAAAGACAAUCGUUUAGACAUUGUCGUCAUCAACAAUGAUACGAGCACCAUAUGUGUCCUGCUUGGUUAUGACGAGUUCUUUCCACUUCAAACGACAUAUUCAACUGGCACUUAUCCACAGUCUUUAGCUGCCGCUGAUUUUAAUAACGACUAUCGACUUGAUAUUGUCGUCACUAAUUUGUUUGGCAAAACCAUCAGUAUAUUUCUGGGAUAUGGUAACGGUUCUUUUUCAAAUCAAACAACUUAUCCAACUGGUUUGUUUCCCCAAUCUGUAGCUGUUCGUGAUUUUAACAAAGACACUCGACUAGAUAUCGUCGUUGCUAACAGUGUUGAUAAUACUGUAAGUGUGCUUCUUGGAUAUGGUAAUGGUUCUUUUGCAAAUCAAACGACUUAUUCAACUGGCGAUGGGCCAAGUUCUGUAGCAGUUGAGGAUCUCAAUGACGACAGUCAAUUGGAUUUCAUCGUAGCUAAUCAAUAUAGCAACACUAUAAGUGUACUUCUUGGAUAUGACAAUGGGUCUUUUGCAAAUCAAACGACAUAUUCAACUGGCGAUGGGCCAAAUUUUGUAGCUGUUGGUGACUUCAACAAUGACACUCAACUGGAUAUUGUUGUCACUAAUUCGUUCGACAACACCAUCAGUGUAUUUCUCGGAUAUGGCAAUGGUUCUUUUGAAAAUCAAAUGACUUAUUCAACUGGCUUGUUUCCACAAUCUGUAGCUAUUGGUGAUUUUAACAACGAUAACCGGCUGGAUUUCACCGUCGCUAAUCAAUAUAGCAACACUGUAAGUAUAUUUCUCGGAUAUGGCAAUGGCUCGUUUACAAAUCAAACGACAUAUUCAACUGGCAAUGGACCAAGCUCUGUGGUUGUUGAUAAUUUUAAUGACGAUACCCAAGUGGAUAUUGUUGUUACUAAUACUGGUAGUAACAAUGUAAGUGUACUUCUCGGAUAUGGUAAUGGCUCGUUCGCAAAACAAACGACAUACUCAACUGGCUCUUUUCCAGUUUCGGUAGCUGUUGGUGAUUUGAAUAAUGACACCAGAUUGGACAUUGCCGUCGCUAAUUAUCAGAGCAACACUGUCAGUGUACUACUUCGGUUUGAUAGAGGAGCUCUGAAAAACGAAAUGACAUUUGCACCUAGUGAUGCUUCUGUUAUGCGAAGUGUCGCCAUUUUUGAUUCCAAUAACGAUGGUCUACUCGAUAUCGUCGUUGCCAAUUACGGUACUAAUAACAUAGGUGUAAUUCUUGGAUAUGUGAAUGGCACCUUUAGACAUCAAACACUGUUCUCGGCGAGCUCAGAUUCUCAUCCCUACUCAAUUGCCACCCAUGAUUUCAAUAAAGAUAGUCAAAUUGAUAUCGCAGUGGCUAAUCAUGGUAGUAAACGUGUUGGUAUCUUUCUGGGAAACACUAAUGGAUCUUUCCACAGUGAAGAAAAUUAUGGGAGUGGUUUGGAUUUCAAUCCAUCGGUUAUUGUCGCCGGUGAUUUCAACAAAGACGGGCGUUCGGAAAGAUGUUGUAUCAAUCAGUUAUACUACUAG
Messenger RNA from Rotaria sp. Silwood1, 1824 nucleotides. NCBI's taxonomy places the organism in Eukaryota, Metazoa, Rotifera, Eurotatoria, Philodinida, Philodinidae. The record is from the annotation of a GenBank genome assembly.